AUGGCCAGCCGUCGCAUCUUCGUCAUUGGCGCCACAGGUGCCCAGGGCCUCCCGGUAUGCCGCGGCCUCGCCAAGGAUGGAGCCUACAGCUUGCGAGUUCUUACUCGUGACGCCAGCUCCGCUCGGGCACGACAACUGGCCGAGCUCGGCGACGUCGAGUUCGUCGAGGGGACAUUCGCCAGCGAGGACAGCCUACGCAAGGGCUUUGCAGGCUGCUGGGGCGCCUUCGUCAACAUUGACGGGUUCAACACGGGCGAGAAGACGGAGACUUACUGGACGAUUCGCGCGUAUGAGCUCGCUAUCGAAUCGGGCAUCAAGUUCUUCGUCUUCGGAAACCUGGACUACGGGUACAAGAAGAGCGGCUACAACCCCGAGUUUCGCUGCGGCCAUUACGACGGCAAGGGCCGCAUGGCCGAGUGGAUGCUCAGCCAGCGGGGAAGCCAUGGUAUGGGCGUCGCGGUCUUCACUACGGGCCCUUACAUCGAGAUGACCAUCUCCUCCAAGACGAUCAUGACGCCUCGUGUCCGGGAUGGUGUUGUCACCUGGGCAGUUCCGCUCGGCGAUGGCGCGGUCCCGCACGUCGCUCUCGACGACUGUGAGCACUACGCGCGCUGGCUCUUCGACCACCCAGAGAGAUCCGAUGGCAUGAAUCUAGAAGUGGCCAUCGACCACAUCCCCUACGCGGACCUUGCUGCGGCUUUCCAGAAGGUCACCGGCAAGCCCGCGCAGUACAUCGACGUCCCCGCGUCGGCGUACUUUGAGCACGUGCCCAUAGCUGAUGAGCCGGCCGGGUACAACGCCGACCCCAAAGACCCUGCGACGAUGACGUUCAAGCAGAACUUUUCGGGGUUCUGGACGCUGUGGAAGCACUCUGGCGGGAAUCGAGGAGUGGUCAAGAGGAACUACGCUCUGUUGGACGAGAUCCAUCCCGAGAGGAUCAAGACUGCAGAGGAGUUCUUCCGCCGAGAGGAAGAAAAGCGUCGCUCGUCCGGACUCCCCGGUCUAUACGAUAUGAUCGAGAGUGGAGGUAUGGGUUCUAUUCUCAAGCUUAGUGAGGAUAAUAGGCAGGGCAAAUUGUGA
Thyridium curvatum is the source of this 1080-nucleotide messenger RNA. RefSeq lists its product as uncharacterized. The record is from RefSeq and is a predicted model, not a curated record. Lineage: Eukaryota; Fungi; Ascomycota; Sordariomycetes; Thyridiales; Thyridiaceae. The transcript has a single exon. Bases 1 to 1080 code for a protein of 359 amino acids.